Molecule: messenger RNA, 1992 nt
Organism: Oikopleura dioica
Lineage: Eukaryota; Metazoa; Chordata; Appendicularia; Copelata; Oikopleuridae
Source: the annotation of a GenBank genome assembly
AUGUCGCAUCGGCACAUUUUUCUAAGCGAUUCAGACUUGAAGUUUCGCCUUCAAAAGUCCUAUCACAAAUUAUCAAUUCUACUUGCCAAAAUUGGCGAGUUCGAGCUCGCUGAUAACAUCAAAGAGGACGACAUAUCCCCGUACUGGUUGUUAUCAGUUUACCUCACUAACAUCGACAAAAGUAUCAUUAUAUUGCAGAUAAAAGUCCGCGAUUUCAAUAAACGUCCAGACUGGCUUCUCGACGAAAUAAAAUCGUCCUCUUUCAUUUUUGGCGAGUCCCUUCGAUAUGUAAAAUGCAAGCAAGACAACCUUCGCAUUCAUAUUCUUGAUACGACUAACGAGUCGUCCAUAUUUUUUUUGAAAACAAGUCGAUUCGAGACGCUGCUUAAUAGUGAAGAAAUUUACAAGUACGCCAUAAUUGAUGGUUCUAUGUGCAACGCCCAAAUUCAUCAAUUCAAUAUCAAAGACCUGUGGGUCUCACCAAUGUCUGGCGAUAUAAAUGCUGCACAUCAGACAAAACUACAAAUCGAUCAAGGUGAUUUCAAAGAUCUUCUCCGCGUCAUUGAGAGUAAUACUUCGGAAACAAGAAUUACUGGCAUGCUGACAAACAAAGCCCUGGAAGCAUCGUUUCGCGUGAAACAAAUAAGAAGCGAUUCGGAACAUCCGGGCUACACAAAGAAGAAUCGAGACAGUUGGUUUGGAGCAACCUCAAUCUACUCAAAUGCAUCAGUCUUCAAAUUGAGACAGGAUCGCCACUACAAAGCGACAACGUCAUACAGACUCAAUCAAAUCUUCGAUAGCCGAAAAGAGAUGCAGCGUAAGGAAUCGGAGGAAAAAAUGAAUAUCCUGAAGAAAAUUUACGAGGACUUCAACCUAUCCAAAGACACGAACAAACCGAGCAAUUCCUCCUGUGAAGACAACAAAAAAGCUCAAUCUGACGCGACAGAAGAACUGACGGGAGAAAAAAAAUGCAGCGAAAUCUCGACGACCAGAUGCGGAGAAUCUAGUCACGAUUCAGACGAAACUAUGAUCAGCGAUAUCCCUUCGGACUCCGGCGACUGCUCUGAUGAACAUGAAGAUCGGAUCAAUUCUGCUGAAGAGCCAUUAGAAGAAUUUUGCGACAUUUGCCAUCAUUAUGGAUGUAUUGAAGGCUGCGAUAACUACUUCAAAAUCAACCCAGGCUUCCAACACACUGACUGCGAAGACGUCAGUGACACUGACACAAGCAGCGAGUCGAGCGAUGAAGAUAUUUGCCCUGAAAUCUGCUCGAUCGAAACUUGCAAGGGAACUUGUGGGAAAAUCAAAGAUGAGCCAUCGGAUGAAUCCGAAAAACCACCGCUGGCAAGACAACAUGCAGUUAAAAUUGAAACGACCAAUUUCGUCAGGAUUGAAAUCCCAGACGCAGCUUUUGACGGAGAAGUAAUUUUCUCAAGUGCUGACUUCGAAGCAGGUCGUGACAGCAGCGACGAGAGUUCUGUGUCUGUUCAAAGCGACUCUGACGAUGGAAAACAACGAAUCGGGCCGAACAGUUACUUCAUACGCAAGAAUUUAUUACCUUCAAAAAUCAAGGAAGAAAACGACGAUUUUUGUGGGGACAAAAAUCACCUUUGCUUUGAGGAAAAGGAGUCUGAGGAUGAACCGACCGAAGCCGACAAAGAGUUCAUUAAUGACGAUUGCGUCAAUGAAUCCGAUCUAGCUGUACAGAACUUGCUUGCCGCUGAAAGGGAAGAAAAAAUCAAGAAGGACCUUGAAGAUAUUAUCGCUGUUGCUCAGCGAUUCAAAAGAGACUCAUCAGCACCAACGGCAAAGGACAUCACGAACGGCAUCAAAAAACUGCGUAAACGCAAAUACAAAAGAAUCGUCAUCGAGGACUCAGAUUCUGAUAACGAGCCGAUGCGACCAGCAGAGCGACAUUUUACCGACCGUCGCGCACUGAAAUCAGACGAAGACUCUCCUGCACCAAAAAUGAAACGUAACCUGAUGAGCGACUAA